Molecule: messenger RNA, 288 nt
Organism: Oppia nitens
Lineage: Eukaryota; Metazoa; Arthropoda; Arachnida; Sarcoptiformes; Oppiidae
Exons: 2
Coding region: 1-288 (95 amino acids)
Source: RefSeq, a predicted model, not a curated record
AUGCCCAACAAUAACAAUGGUAUACGAUCCUGCUCAAAUGUUGUUGACAAUUGGUACAGUGAAAGCUCAAAAUACAAUUACAGUUUACCCGGUUAUAACUACCAGACAGCAACGUUCACACAGUUAGUAUGGAAAUCAAGCCAGACGGUUGGUUGURCCCGAUGUGGUACCGGUGCUCAGCUACCUGGCCAGUGGUUAAUGGGUGCUAUUGUAUGCAACUAUUAUCCAGGUGGCAAUAUUAUUGAUCAAAAUAAUCAGUCAUUCAGGGAUAAUGUUUUGCCAAUUUAA